AUGGGAAGUAGUUUCUUUGGUAGACCAAACAUGAGAGGAUCUUCGCCGGCUCCAACAUCGUCUCCUUCAUCUCCGGCUACGAGAAGAGGGAAGAAGAAUGGUUCCGAGAAGCCAAAGCAGCCACAGAGAGGCCUUGGAGUAGCACAACUGGAGAAGAUUAGAUUACACGGCGAGAUGAGUUGCAAUAGCUUCAACAAUUACAAUCCUUCUUUGCAUCGUCAGGAGGAUGUGAGAGGAUAUUCAUCCACACCAUCAUCAUCAUCAUCAUCAUCACCAUCAUUUACAUAUGCAUUAUCAACACCAACAUCAACUCCUAAUGGCUUCGAUCCGAACAUGAUGGAACCAAGUUCUACAAGGCGAAGUAAAUCGUUGGGAUGGGGAAACCAAAACUCGGGAUCAAGUGACAGUCAAGAGCUAGAUUUGGAGUUGAGAUUGUCACUUUGA
Brassica napus (rape) is the source of this 444-nucleotide messenger RNA. Its product is annotated as protein SPEAR1-like. NCBI's taxonomy places the organism in Eukaryota, Viridiplantae, Streptophyta, Magnoliopsida, Brassicales, Brassicaceae. The record is from RefSeq and is a predicted model, not a curated record. The transcript is spliced from 3 exons. Gene Ontology annotation, molecular function: DNA-binding transcription factor activity. The coding region runs from base 1 to 444 and encodes 147 amino acids.